Molecule: messenger RNA, 1596 nt
Organism: Marchantia polymorpha subsp. ruderalis
Lineage: Eukaryota; Viridiplantae; Streptophyta; Marchantiopsida; Marchantiales; Marchantiaceae
Source: the annotation of a GenBank genome assembly
CCCGGUCCAUGAAUGUCGCCCUCCAGCGCUGCCUGCCAGUCUCGGCCCGAACACGAGGGGGAAGCGGAUGUUCAAGGCUCCCCCUCUCUUUCUGCAGUUUAGCGCCGUGGGCCAAGCCUGGGGUCUGCUCGGGGGCGAGAGCGAGUGAGGGGAAUGAUGGCGAUGGCGAUGGCUACUGGCUCCGUGCUUGGUUGCCGCGUGCGAUGUCGGGUGGCGGUGGGAUGCAGAGCCAGCUUGUAUGAUGUGCUCCAGGUCCCGAAGAAUGCGACGCCAGUACAAAUAAAGACGGCGUACCGCAAACUGGCCCUUCAGCAUCAUCCCGACGUCAGUUCGCGCUCUGAUUCGCAGGAGAAGUUCAUCGAGCUGAGCAAGGCUUACGAGAUUCUGAUCGACGAUUUGACUCGCGCCACGUACGAUACGCAUGGCUUAGAAAGUGUAAGCGAUCGAGCCGGCAACGGCGCUGCCUGGGACGUCUGGAACACCUGGGACGAAUUCAAGCCAUUUAAGCGCACAAGUAGAAAAGGAGAUGCGCGUGCUUCUGCUGCUGCGAGGACGACGGCAGACGGCUCUGCGCUCGAAGACAAGUUCAGUACAGGGUCUACAAAAAUUGCCGAAGCACAACUUGGCGACGUUGUGGAAUACUAUCUUUCAGAUGCUGCCAAAGCUCAACACCAAGACGGCCGACUCAAAGGUGUUGGACUCGUGGUCAGUAGAAACAUAGAUAGAGGAGACCGGCACAAGCUACCGUUGGAGUGUGUGGACUUAGUGGAACUUGAACCAUUGUAUAAAGAAGUCGAUUGCGAAGAAUGGCGAGCAGAUCCAAUGGAGGGUCCGGCCUUUGCGUCGAUGCCUACUCUUCGAAUUCUGAGAUCGGACUAUGAACGUACACCCGAUUUCUGGAGGAUACACGAUGAACUAUCCCCCGAUUGUGGAAGUCCGGAAUAUGCGGAGGAAGUGAUCUUGUGAAGUGAGAGAUUUCUGUAUUCAGUCUGGUGAAGAACGGGGCAUUCACGUUCAGAGUGGCUGAGCAGACGAGCUCUUCCUGUUCCAGUCUUGCCAGAUUGUCCGUUCGGGCCAGAAAGAGUGCUUUGCUAAAAAGCUCAGGAGGAGAAGACUUUGAGAUUCCAAGUACUUCAGACUCUGUGCAAUGACUGGAUUGUAGCUUCAGAAAGUGGGCACUGUCCCUCCCUACCGGCAGUAAUGGUUGUCGUUACCGGCUGCGAAAACGUCUGGGGCUGUGGGUGGGAAUUUUGGUGGUCGGUUUCUCGUACUCGGGACGUAGUGAAUGGUCGAGGUAGGACAGCGGGGCCUUCGAUUGUCCACUGUAGUCUGUAGGGAAUGUUUCAAGCUGUACAGCUUCGCAGCUGGCAUUGUGGAACCAAUUCGUUUAUUGCCACGCGGGUACGAUGGAAUUUGUGAAGAAAAUGCCGUACGUGCAAUUCCUUUCAGUUUGCAAUACUGUGCCGGAUAUAUCAGCACGAGCGAAGGACUGUGAGCUCCGUAAAGACUCGGCUUUUGCGAGUUGUAGAUUAGAUGGGGACUGAUUGACUGAAAUCUGUUGUUGGAAUCAUGACGGGAGGGCCGCCGACCGGAAUC